AUGCUGCUGCAGCUGCUCUCUGUCCUCUGGGAGGCCUUGUCCCUGCAGGUCGUUCUGGUGUUUCUGGCUACAUUUCUACUUCUUGCUGAUUACAAGAGAAAUAUUCGCCCAAGGAAUUACCCCCCAGGGCCCAUGCCUCUUCCUUUGCUGGGUAAUAUGCUACAUGUGGAUUUCAAGAAGCCUCACAUUUCAUUACAAAAGGUAAGGAUGAAGGAAAAACCUAUGGCAUGAAUUAAAUACUACACUGCUGUGCCAGAUUUGGGGUGGUGCAAGUGGUUCCCUGGCAUAGGGCACUGAGCCAAGUGGGCAAAGAAUUGAGAGGAUCGAUCAUUGUGAAGAUCCAUUUAUGUGUGCCAGAUUUUGGUCACUCUCAGGGUGCCAUACUACCAAAAUAUGCCCCUACAUUGCACUGGAAAGGAGUGUAAGACCCUGGCUGGAGAAGCAGGUUGAGAUGCUUCCAGGUUUAGCAUACUGAUUCUGAGAGAGGUCAGCCUCAUGUCUGUGAGGAGCCCAUGUGUGGGGCACCAAGAAAAAUGCCUUUCUUUUUGUUUCUUCCCAGAAUAUGGUAUCCAGAAGUGUUUUGCCUCUUAACUUUGAGGAUCUAUUUUAUUCUACAGUUAUUUGUAACAAAUCUGGGUGUCUUUGUAUGUUUUGUUGCUCCUUGUCCUACCUUCCCCACUUUUAUCUUUGCAACAACUCUGUGUGGUAGACUAGGCAAAGUUACUACAUGCAAAUAAGCAGCAACUCUUGUGAAUACAUUGCAGGUGGAGGAUGGAGGGGGCCUGUCCAUGUACAGACCCUGGAAACCAUUUUGACAUUUCUGAUGUCCCCGAUAUAUUUGAUGGCAAUCAAAGUUCCCUUCUUCCAUAUAGGCAUUCAAGAAGCACCAAGCAGACAAAUUAAUAUAUAAUAUAUAAUAUGUAGAGAGGCUUGUUGGGUGUAGUGAAGGGUUAACCUUCUAUGCCUCGUGCUUGAGGGGACGGGCUUACAAGGGAAGUAAGCCAGGACGUGACGAAAGCAGCUUGGAAUGUUGUGAACUGAGUGGAAAUCAAAAGCAUUCAGUUCAGCUGCUGCAAGGAGAGAGAGGAGGCAGAGAAAAUGCAGCUUAACACGUGUCGGAGCCAGCCGUUACAAGUGGUGCAGUUUAGCAUAAAAUAAAGACACAGAGAGCCAGCAAUAUUUUCAUGAUGGUAUGAGCUGCUUCUUUCGAACUUCCCUCUCCUCCGGUAACUUUUUUUAUUAUCCUUUGUCUCUCUCCAGCCGCAUGGCCGUUUGCCAAUGUCUCACGUUACCUCAUCCGGUCAAGGCUUUUAUUACACCCAUCACCAUAUAGGGUCAUCACUGCCCAGAGGAAACACAACUCCAAUACAUUCCAAUACAUUGUAAAGCUCAGAGUGCUGGUCAGCCGAGGUCAGGGGGCACCCUGCAAUAUUACAAGCCUUUACCGUGGCUUUAUGACUCCCACAUGCCCUCUUUCUUUAUUUUAUAUCAGUACCAAUACGGUUAUAUCGAGCACGAUAAGCGACUCUUUGACACCGGAAGCGGGCCGCGGACUGGAGAACCAUGCAGUACAUAUAGAAAUUAAGGAAGGAAUACAUUGGAUACAGCAACACAAAAUAAUGCAAAUAACUACUAUAAUGAUCACUAAAAUCAAUAAAUGUCGAAGCCAACUUCCAUCCGGAAGCCAAGAAUAUAAGAAUUCUGAUUCCAAGCUGCAUGGGUAGGCUUCCUUUCUAGUUUAUUAGCCAUGCACUGGUGUCACUCCUAUAGCACUGAGAUUGGUCACUGUAUGUUCCUGUAAGAGAACAAGAGCUAUUAAAAGUGAAAUUCAAUGUAUAUUGACAGUUUGGAUAUAUGCCCCAUGAUUCUUUCCCUCCUUAAUUUGAAAAUAAAUGGGGGGAGGCUCAUGGAGGGUCAAUUGUACUGGAGGCCAAAAAGUUUGCUUAGGGGAUAUAAUAUUAGUAAAUUGAAAAGAUCCAUUGACAGGCACACCAUGAAGCAUUAUGCUGGAAUGACUGGCAUAUACACCCAACAUUUAGAAGCAUGCAAUAAACUGGCAAACAUAAUCAUAUCUUGUACAAAAAUAUUAUCCCUCCAUAUCUUAUGAUAAUUUUCUCCCCUAAAAGUCUUAUUCAACAACGCUGUUCUUCUAGUUCGAAAGUGGCUGAGCUGUGGAUACUGCCAGCCAGAGUAGGAUUCUGGCGACAGCUGCUUGCCAGCCGAUGAGGUGAAAUAUGGUGGUUUCAACUGGACAGGGUCGUAUGCUUCUCUUCCUUGUAUAACGGUGCAGCAAAGGAUGGCAAGGCAAAUGGUUAGGAAGGCAAACACUGCCAGAUGCAGCUCGUGUGCAGCACCUCUAGGUGGCGCAUGCGGAAAGGUUUCAAUGCUUCACCCGCAAAAUGUUGACAAAGUGUAGGGAGUUCCGCAUGCCUUGAGGCAGGACAACCCACUGAUAUCGCUGGGUGGGCUGCGAAUUGUUAUAUGCUGGCAAUGUAAAAGCAAACCGUUCCCUGUCUGCUGGAGCCAGUGGGAUGAAGAUGGUUCAAUGUGGCCGAAAGUCAAUUGUUCAGAAAUAAGCUGGUCAGAGAUAGCUGGUGCCGCUGCUGAGGAUUUUUCUUUUGGUAGAGGCCACUGUUCUACCCCCACUGGGGUAUCGGUGAUCCUGGUUUGCCACACUGGAAACAAGUUGUAUCGGUGGCUACAGGCUGGUUUUCAUUUAGCGCUGUUGCCAGCAGAUGAGCCUUGUGGGUGGCUGUAGCUACAGACUGACAAAUGCGAAGCAUGGCUGCUGUGUCUGUGGCAGGAUUGUGUAUUAUCGGUCGUAACGCAAGUUUACAAUCCUCAUUGGCAUUUUCAAAGGCCAAUUGUUUGAUAAUUAUUUGUUUGGCUUCAGGAUUUUCAAUUUGGCGACUCACUGCUGUAAGCAGCCUAUCCAUAAAGGAAGAAUAUGAUUCUCUUGCCUCUUGCCUGAUUGAACCCCACCUUGAUUGAAUACUGGGUUCUGGGAUUUUUCUCAUUGCUUGUUUAGCAGCAAGAGCAGUGUCCCUCAAUAAGAUUUGCAGCAGUGUGGCUUGCACUGAAGCUUGAGCGAAGGGACCACGCCCCAUCAUGGCAUCUGUGACGUCUGCGAGGGUAACAUUUGGAUUAUUUCCUCUGACUUGUUGUAACAAGGCUGGAGCAUAAGCACGGCAGGCAGUUUCCCAUUCGUGGGCAAACAAAACACCAGCCGAUGGGGGUAACACUGUAUGGGCCAAAAGCUUGAUGUCCUCUGGAACCAAGAGCUGGGCUAAUGUGGCUUCUAAAAGCGCCUGCGUAUAUGGGGCUUGGAGUCCAUUGGCCUUUACUGACUGUUGCAGCUCUCUCAAGAUCUUAAAGUCAAAAGGUUGGUGUUGGGCUUGGGUGCCUGCUGGGGCACCAGCAGGGGGCACAAUAACAGGGAAUGCCAUAGUAUCCUGAAUUAAGGAACAGGCAAGGACUGCACGUUGAAAAGGUUCUGGUUCUGGUUCUGCUGCUGAAAGAGCAGGAUCAUUGCCAGCCAGACCACGGUAUUUUUGCAGGAUUGGGUCCUCUGGUGAGGAACUGCAGUCCGGAGGUUUGGGGUCUGGGGCUGCUGCUGGCAAGGCAAGUGCUGGAACAGAUGGCAGCACAGCAGGCUGAAUUAAAGAAGCUGAAGGUUGUGUUGGCAAUGCAGCCAUGGAGAUAUUUUUUGGUGAUAAAGAGCCCAUGGCGUAACGAACCUUGCACCAUGCAUUUAGAAUCCGAACACCUAUGCUGGGGUGCCCAUGAAAAUGUUCCCCGAUCUUGUCCCAAAGUUUUAAUUCCCAAGUCCCAUCUGCAGGAAACCAGGGGGAAUGCUCUUCGAUGGCCAGAAUGAGCUGUAUUAAAUCACCCUCCGGAACUUCCAAUUUGUUGGAGGAGAGGAGAAAUUUUAAGUCUUUUAAAAAUUUCUUUUGGGGAGCAGACAAAGAGCUGCCCAUUUUUCUAAAAUCAAUAGAAAAAAAGGGAUCAAAACUCACCGGGAUCUUUUUAAGAUGAUUUAGCGCUAUGGAACCCUUGCCGGGCGUGGUGAGCCGAUGAUAUCCUUUGCUUGGAUCGAAAAACCUCACACGGUUUCCUUUUAAAAUCCUCUUAGUCUGCCUCAGACUGUUUUCUUUAAGUUGCCUCACACGGUUUUCUUUUAAAAGCCUCAGACAUAUUCUUUUAUUCUGCCUCACACGGGGCACCACUUGUCGGAGCCAGCCGUUACAAGUGGCGCAGUUUAGCAUAAAAUAAAGACACAGAGAGCCAGCAAUAUUUUCAUGAUGGUAUGAGCUGCUCCUUUCGAACUUCCCUCUCCUCCGGUAACUUUUUUUAUUAUCCUUUGUCUCUCUCCAGCCGCAUGGCCGUUUGCCAAUGUCUCACGUUACCUCAUCCGGUCAAGGCUUUUAUUGCCCCCAUCACCAUAUAGGGUCAUCACUGCCCAGAGGAAACACAACUCCAAUACAUUCCAAUACAUUGUAAAGCUCAGAGUGCUGGUCAGCCGAGGUCAGGGGGCACCCUGCAAUAUUACAAGCCUUUACCGUGGCUUUAUGACUCCCACAAACACGGAUGGCUGUUGUGGAUUGUAAAUGCAGUAUUUUGUUUCCAAUAAAGAGAUAUAAGGACAGAAGAACCAUCUGGACUGAUUUACUGCCCUUUCGACACACAGGCGCUGUGUAAUUCUGCUAAUUGCUUUACGACCACUCCGAAGCCACACUGUGUAAACAGAAGCUGGAGAGGCUCACAGGGGAAGCGGGGCUGGGCGCCAAACAAUAAAGCAAUAAAACUAUCAUUUCUUACAUUCUUCCUCAAUCUCCAUUCAGCUUAUAGAAAAAUACGGCAAUGUCUACAGUCUUCAGGUUGGAAGCAUGAGGUUUGUGUUUGUGAAUGGAUUGCAUCUGGUGAAAGAGGCUCUUGUCCAUCAGGGUGAAAACUUUGUAGAUCGACCAAAUAGACCUGGUAUCCAGGAAAUAUUUGGGACAUCUGGUAAGUUUCUUUUAAUGUUGUCAAUUAUUUAGAUAAUUAAAUAAUUCCUUUUUAUUUUUUAUUUUUUAUGGUCUGCAUUGAUUGGGGAACCUUUUAGAUUAUUCCUCAAGUUUAAAUAUUCAGGACUCAUUGUUAGAUCUUUCCUUAAUCUUCAUUUUCAUUCCUUGCAUCUUUAAACUACUAGUAGUAAGAUGUGUCAUAAAAGUAUACCUACUAAACUGUUUAGAUUAACUGAACUCACCAUUCAGUAUUGAGUACUGAAGAUAAACAGCUUGUAAAUAAGAACCUGGCUUUAUUAUGGAUGGAGGAAUCUGUCGGUUUUUCUUUCAAUCAGUUCUUCAUUUUUCCAUUCCUCAGUUUGAAACACUUACACAUCAGUAACACUCCAGUUUGUGCAUUGUUUCAGCAAGUGAGACUGAAGUAAGAUUGCAUUUAAAUUCAAGAUGAACUGAAUUUCUGUCCCAUCACUAGUAGAGAUGGAAUAAUAGUUAGUGCUUAAGCGUGAAAGGAACAGGUAAUAUCUUCUUCAUAGUCAUUUAUCUGUUGUUGUUGUUGUUGUUGUUUAGUCGUUUAGUCAUGUCCGACUCUUCGUGACCCCAUGGACCAGAGCACGCCAGGCACCCCUGUCUUCCACUGCCUCCCGUAGUUUGGUCAGAUUCAUGUUUGUAGCUUCAAGAACACUGUCCAACCAUCUGGUAGUCUGUCGUCCCCUUCUCCUUGUGCCCUCCAUCUUUCCCAACAUCAGGGUCUUUUCCAGGGAGUCUUCUCUUCUCAUGAGGUGGCCAAAGUAUUGGAGCCUCAGCUUCACGAUCUGUCCUUCCAGUUAGCACUCAGGGCUGAUUUCCUUAAGAAUGGAUACGUUUGAUCUUCUUGCAGUCCAUGGGACUCUCAAGAGUCUCCUCCAGCACCAUAAUUCAAAAGCGUCAAUUCUUCGGCGAUCAGCCUUCUUGAUGGUCCAGAUCUCACUUCCAUACAUAACUACUGGGAAAACCAUGGCUUUAACUAUACGGACCUUUGUUGGUAAGGUGAUGUCUCUGCUUUUUAAGAUGCUGUCUAGGUUUGCCAUCGCCUUUCUCCCAAGGAGAAGGCGUCUUUUAAUUUCGUGACUGCUGUCACCAUCUACAGUGAUCAUGGAGCCCAAGAAAGUAAAAUCUCUCACUGCCUCCAUUUCUUCCCCUUCUAUUUGCCAGCAGGUGAUGGGCCCAGUGGCCAUGAUCUUCGUUUUUUUGAUGUUGAGCUUCAGACCAUAUUUUGCGCUCUCCUCUUUCACCCUCAUUAAAAGGUUCUUUAAUUCCUCCUCACUUUCUGCCAUCAAGGUUGUGUCAUCUGCAUAUCUGAGGUUGUUGAUAUUUCUUCCGGCAAUCUUAAUUCCGGUUUGGGAUUCAUCCAGCCCAGCCUUUCGCAUGAUGAAUUCUGCAUAUAAGUUAAAUAAGCAGGGAGACAAUAUACAGCCUUGCCGUACUCCUUUCCCAAUUUUGAACCAAUCAGUUGUUCCAUAUCCAGUUCUAACUGUAGCUUCUUGUCCCACAUAGAGAUUUCUCAGGAGACAGAUGAGGUGAUCAGGCACUCCUAUUUCUUUAAGAACUUGCCAUAGUUUGCUGUGGUCAAUGCAGUCAAAGGCUUUUGCAUAGUCAAUGAAGCAGAAGUAGAUGUCAUUUAUCUACUUAUAGGGCAAAUCCUGGAAAAAGGAUUACAGUUCACAAGCCAACCUAAGGAGGGAUAAUGACGUUAACAUAGCAAAAUGAAACAAAAAGAAAAAAAUCUAUUAACCACGAGGAAAGGAAGGGUGUGAAUAAUUACAGAAGGGGCUAGAAUGGGACCCCCAUUUUAAAUCUAAACCAGUUAAUUCCGGGGGGGGGGGGAUGCCUGAGUGGCCUAAGGAGAGGAAGGAACAAAAUAUAUUAACUGCAUGACUUCUUCACCUGUCAGUAUUUUUUUAAUGCUGCUUUUCUAUCGAGAGUUCCCACAGUGUUUAACAGGACAAAAUAAAAUUAGUAUUAAAAAUUCUACCCAAACAGUGAAACACACAAAAGCAUCAAUGAAACAGCAGUAACAGGAAACGGCAGAAUUCAGAGCAAACAGAUAAAAGCCACCAGCACAAAUUGGCUAGUUUCUAAUGCCUUGCAGUCUUUCCAAAUGUCAUCAGCAGGCAAGCAGAAUAAUGGAAAGCAAAGAGGAGUCCAUCUUGGAAUUAACAGGAUUGCUAAAUCUACUUACUUUCAGAUUCAGAAUAUUUUUUUUCUUGUUUUCCUCUUCCAAAAACUAGAUGUGUCUUGUGGUCUGGUGCGUCUUAUAGAGCAAAAAAUACGGUAGCUAGUUUCUAAUGCCUUACAGUCUUCCCAACAUGUCAUGAGCAGCCAAGCAGAAUAAUGGAAAGCAGAGGGGAGUCCAUCUUGAAAUUAAAAGGACUGAUAAAUCUACUUACUUGCUCUACGUACUUAUUACUCCUUCCUAUCUAGGACUGGUCUUCUCUAAUGGUCUCAUCUGGAAACAACAAAGACGAUUUGCCGUAUCAACACUCAGAAACUUUGGUUUGGGCAAAAGGUCUUUAGAAGAAAGAAUACAGGAGGAAAGCCGUUACUUAAACGAAGCAAUAGAAGCUGAGAAAGGUGAGAACCAGAGUCAACAAUCCUGUGGCCCACCUAUGAUACUUACCUUAAGUUGCUACUUUGUAUGAACUAGGUCAUGACUACAUCAGCUAGGUGCAAAGCUGUGUGGCAUUAUUUCUUCACACAAAUGUAGCUCUCCUUGGACUGGAAUGACCCUGUGAUGGCAAAGGGGGUGUUGAUAGGAAGCUCCACAGAGGCUCAUUGUGGUGCACAAAAGUUCUAGUGUGAAGCUCUGUGUUGGAACCUGCCAUGGGAGCUAAAAGCCCCUGAACUAGAACAGAAUAAGAACAAAGGUUGGGUUUUGAGGAUAUCUGCAGAUUUUUGAUAAUUUCUACAACCAACGUCGCAAAUAGAGUAGGGUUUGAAGUGCAAUAUUUCUGGUAUAUCAGUGUGUCUCUAUACUGUCUCUGAUGGGGAUGGUCCUUAUCCUUUUUGACAGCCAUUGUUACAAAAAUGCCCUUUCCUGACCUCCUGCCUCUCAGAUCAAUAUCACCAUACUGCAGAAUAAUCAUUGCCUAUAGAGAAUAAAUAUAAAUGGGCCUCAGAGUCCUGAGUGUCCCAGGUUAAAUUAUAAGAUAUAAUGUUAAUAUGAAAUGAUUUCUUCAGCUAAAACAAAUCCUGCCUCAUCAACAUCCAACCACUUUCCCCGCCUUCUGUUUUUGUUAUAUGGAAGCUAGAAGCACCCCAAUUCCUUCUGCACCAUUUUCUCUCUCUCUCCAGGGCAGCCAUUUGACCCUCAAUUUCAGUUUCAUAAUGCUGUUUCAAAUAUCAUCUGUUCCAUCACUUUUGGGGACCGCUUUGAUUACCAUGACAGCCGUUUCCAUAAUUUAUUGCACCUGUUUGAUGAGACAAACCACCUUCAGGGAAGUUUUUGGACUGUGGUAGGUCUUCUUUGAGUUCAACAGAAUUGCUUUGAUUCCAGACACAUUCCCACAUUCUUGCUGACUGUGCAAUCAUUUGCUUUGGGUCCUCCUGUUUCUUCAUGUUCUCAUUCCUGUUUUCUCCCUUACUAUUCAUUCAAGUCUCUUGACUCAUCCAUAUUCCUUUGCCUUCUAGCUUUUUUUAUCAAGGCACUAAAGACUUUACUAUUGCAAUGUGUAUUACAGCAGAGGUUGUGUUUUUAAGAGGCUGGAGGUAUGCGCAUAUCCAUUCCUCAUACGCAGGUGUCCAGUGACCCACAUCCAGUGGAGCUGUGGGCAUGCUCUUAGCAUUAGCAGAGUAUCAGCAAAGAAGUGAGGCUGUAGGUAUUUGGCAUCACAAAAGCUUCUUUAUUUACAAAAUAUCAAAAUAACAAACAUGGCUGAGUGUCAGCAGCAGCUUCACACAUCUCCUCUGUCUGAGUCUGAGUUCUGUUCCCACACUCCUAUCACUAUGGAAUGUAAAGAGUGGAUCACGAGAUCCAGCAGCAAAAAGAGAAUGAAAUUACUAAUAGGAAGGCUGUCACAUGUGUGACUGAAUAAAAUCUCUGUGUAUGUGAACAGGGUGUGACUUGAUCCUACACAAACCUGUUCUAAUCUGUGAAUGGAAGCCCCAUGCAGAUGCAUAACAUUAAAGGGAAACUCUACAUAUUCAUGACAUGAGCAGGCAUUGAUAAAGGCCUUUUUCAAAUGAUGGCAAUCAUCUUCUUGAGAAGUCAAUCAGUGAAUUACAAGUUGUGUUCGUAGAACUAACCACAAUGAUGCCAUUUGAUUUGCAAUCUCUACAUUCUAACCAAGAAGUUAAGACAUUGCCAUGGGGUACCAUCGUAAGCAGUGGUGAGUGCAAUAUUUGCUCUGGUUCCAAGAGAGUCUGCCAUCUUUGAGCCUGUGCACACCAGCCUUUAUUACUGCUAGCUCCUUUCCCAUGACAACGACAUGAUGUGAAUGCUUUUUUGAGAGGGUUUUUCCUUCACAUAUAUGAUAUUAGUGUUUGUUUCCUCAGCUGUACGAUGCAUUUCCUACUGUCAUGAAGCACUUGCCAGGGCCCCAUCAGACACUUUUUAAAAAAUGGGGGCAGCUGAAAUACUUUGUGAGAGAAAUCAUUGAAAAACACAAAGAAGACUGGAACCCAUCUGAACCCAGAGACUUCAUUGACGCCUACCUAAAUGAAAUGGCCAAGGUGAGAGAUGAAAAGGUAAAAAAGUAUGUAUCUUUAUUAACAAAACAGUAGUAGAAGGCAGCGAAGCAAUAUUAAAAACCAGAACUAGUCAUGUGGCUUGUCUGAAUGCUCCUUAGUGCCUGACCAUAUUCUGUCUGUUGAAUUUAUGACUUCAGACAAAAUACAUUUCUGCAUGCACAGAAUAUGAGGUCAUGUAUUUUAUGGGGAGACACCUCCACACUUGUUCACUGCUGGGAUUUCACCACUAGUCGGUGGUUUGUGAGAGCAAACAGUUGACAUGACUAAAAGAAUCUCUGCAGUGCAGGCAUCUCAUGACUAAAGGAUUCAGUUGCCUGAAUAAACCCAGACCAGGAAUUAUUGACCAGAACAAACCCAAGCUUUAUGCCAGCAUCAGAGAGUCAUAGGACUCUUGACUGGACCUUCCUAGAGGCAGGAUUGUUGUUGUUUAGUCGUUUAGUCGUGUACCACUCUUCGUGACCCCAUGGACCAGAGCACGCCAGGCACUUCUGUCUUCCACUGCCUCCUGCAAUUUGGUCAGACUCAUGUUUGUAGCUUCGAGAACACUGUCCAACCAUCUCGUCCUCUGUCGUCCCCUUCUCCUUGUGCCCUCCAUCUUUCCCAACAUCAGGGUCUUUUCCAGGGAGUCUUCUCUUCUCAUGAGGUGGCCAAAGUAUUGGAGCCUCAGCUUCACGAUCUGUCCUUCCAGUGAGCACUCAGGGCUGAUUUCCUUAAGAAUGGAUGCAUUUGAUCUUCUUGCAGUUCAUGGGACUCUCAAGAGUCUCCUCCAGCACCAUAAUUCACAAGCAUCAAUUCUUCGGCGAUCAGCCUUCUUGAUGGUCCAGCUCUCACUCCCAUACAUCACUACUGGGAAAACCAUGGCUUUAACUAUACGGACCUUUGUUGGUAAGGUGAUGUCUCUGCUUUUUAAGAUGCUGUCUAAGUUUGCCAUCGCCUUUCUCCCAAGGAGAAGGCAUCUUUCAAUUUCGUGACUGCUGUCACCAUCUGCAGUGAUCAUGGAGCCUAAGAAAGUAAAAUCUCUCACUGCCUCCAUUUCUUCCCCUUCUAUUUGCCAGGAGGUGAUGGGCCCAGUGGCCAUGAUCUUCGUUUUUUUGAUGUUGAGCUUCAGACCAUAUCUUGCGCUCUCCUCUUUCACCCUCAUUAAAAGGUUCUUUAAUUCCUCCUCACUUUCUGCCAUCAAGGUUGUGUCAUCUUCAUAUCUGAGGUUGUUGAUAUUUCUUCCAGCGAUCUUAAUUCCGACUUGGGAUUCAUCUAGCCCAGCCUUUCGCAUGAUGAAUUCUGCAUAUAAGUUAAAUAAGCAGGGAGACAAUAUACAGCCUUGCCGUACUCCUUUCCCAAUUUUGAACCAAUCAGUUGUUCCAUAUCCAGUUCUAACUGUAGCUUCUUGUCUCACAUAGAGAUUUCUCAGGAGACAGGUGAGGUGAUCAGGCACUCCCAUUUCUUUAAGAACUUGCCAUAGUUUGCUGUGGUCGACACAGUUAAAGGCUUUUGCAUAGUCAAUGAAGCAGAAGUAGAUGUCUUUCUGGAACUCUCUAGCUUUCUCUAGAGGCAGGAUUAGAGUCACUGAAUCCCCUGGUGAUCUCUUGACAUGUGGGGCUGUCAGUAGGAUGGUGUUUUUAAUGACAGCUGAACUCCCUGGUGCAUUUUCUUUGCUUUAAGGAGGAUGCCCCUUCCAGUUUCCAUGAAGAAAGCCUCCUACAAUCAACACUGGAUCUGUUUUCUGCUGGAACACAAUCAGUUGCUGCAACCCUGCGCUGGGCUUUGCUGUACAUGGCCAUAUACCCAGAAAUUCAAGGUAGAACUGUAGUUGACUCAUUUGCCUUUCAUUACAGUCGGAAUACUGCAGCUUCAGGUAGACUCGUCAGAAAACACACAUUCCCCUCAAUAAAAGAAUGAAGUCUUAAGGCAUUGCUGAAACUUGACUAGUGAAAGUCCUGUGUGCUUUUUCAGUUGAAGGGAAUUUCACAAAUGAGAUACCGCUACUCAGGUGGGUCUAUCCCUUGUCACCAUCUACUGGGUACUCAGUGGUGGGACAUCAAGGUGCAGUUUCCUUGCAGAUAUUGGUUUAUGUCUGUUCUCCUUGUAUUGAUAGCAGAUUUUCUUUUCUCUGCAGCAAAAGUCCAAGCAGAAAUAGAUUCUGUGAUUGGCCAGUCUCGCCAGCCAGCAAUGGAUGACAGGGACAGCAUGCCGUAUACCAAUGCGGUUGUUCAUGAAAUUCAAAGAAUAAGCAACACUGUACCUGUGAAUACGCCCCGGAUGACAACUAAGGACACUACACUCGCUGGGUUUCAUAUUCCCAAAGUAAGUAUUAAGAUGAUACAUGGUACCUUGGGAGGAAACCAUAUUGAUUCCCAACCUGACUUUGAAUGUCUUUUAAAAUCUAUAUUGGAACUGUGCUUUUGUGGGACUUCGUUGGAUGAAUUCCUUAAUAAUGAGAAGUAAAUAUUGCUUUCAGAACAUAUCCUUGCUCUGUCAGGGGAUAGAGGCUUAGUACUACUAUAAUUUCAAAGAGAAUACAGUGGUACCUCUGGUUACGAACUUAAUUCAUUCCGAAGGUGUGUUCUUAACCUGAAACCGUUCUUAACCUGAGGUACCACCUUAGCUAAUGGGGCCUCCCGCUGCCACCACGCCACUACUGUGUGAUUUCUGUUCUCAUCCUGAGGUAAAGUGCUCAACCCGAGGUACUACCUCCUUGUUAGUGGAGUCUGUAACCUGAAGUAUUUGUAACACAAGGUGUUUGUAACCCGAGGUACCACUGUACUCGAAAGUGCCUUGUCAUUUUUAUCUACUUUCUUCUCUGCUUCUCCUUUGCCAGGGAACCAUAAUGCUCGCCAAUUUGACCUCUGUGCUGUUUGACAAGGAUCAGUGGGAAACACCCAAUGAGUUUAAUCCUGGCCAUUUCCUGGAAAAUGAUCAGUUCAUGAAAAGGGAAGCGUUCUUGCCAUUUUCUGCAGGUAAAAAAGUUCAUGGGCUGCUCAUCAGAACUGCAACAGUGACAAUAUGAUGGUGAUUUGGUUGCUGAGAGCCUUGUGUAUUGCUGGGGUUACCACCCUAUUGGGACCAGUGGUCACAUUUGGGAUUUUGAGGAAGUGCUCUGUGUGCAUGUCACAAAAUGGCUGCCAUGGGAGGUGGGAUGUUACAUGAAAUGGUGUUGAUAUACUCCCCCCCCUCCACCCAGUAAGCAAGCAGUUUGGAUUUUUUUAGGGAAUAUUUACUGGGACCUUUCUCAGUUGCCCUAGAACAGAAACCUACUUCCAUCUGGAACUUGAGCAACUAACUCUGUUUGCCACACCCUUAGCUACAUAAGCUAUAUGCAGAUUAGGGGGAUUCCUAAUAAAAUAUAAUUGAAAUUGAAAUUUUCUCCAAAACUACAUAUGAGAGAAAUUUAUGUUAAUUGAAAUGUAUCUAUUCCAAAUUCUCAAAAACCAUGAUCAUAUUUGUUCAGUGUUCCCAUUUGCUUCACUAGGAAGUACAGAGGACUGGUUUCUAUCUUUAUUUUGUAAUAACAUACUGUUUUAAAGUAUUUGUUCUCUCAGUGCUGUUUUAAACUGUGCAGCUGUUUACUGUAGCAAAGCUCUCCACUGAAAAAGUCUCUUUCUCCCUCUCUUCUAGGAAAGCGAGCUUGUCUGGGAGAGCAGUUGGCAAGGACUGAGCUCUUUCUUUUCUUCACUGCCCUAAUUCAGAAGUUCACUUUCCAAGCUCCAAAGAAUGAGACAUUAAGCCGUGAAUAUAGGAUGGGUUUGGCAUUGUCUCCCCUGCCAUACCGGAUAUGUGCAUUCUCUCGCUAA
This is a messenger RNA of Podarcis lilfordi (Lilford's wall lizard), 13516 nucleotides long. The record is from the annotation of a GenBank genome assembly. Lineage: Eukaryota; Metazoa; Chordata; Lepidosauria; Squamata; Lacertidae.